Molecule: messenger RNA, 1910 nt
Organism: Bursaphelenchus okinawaensis
Lineage: Eukaryota; Metazoa; Nematoda; Chromadorea; Rhabditida; Aphelenchoididae
Source: the annotation of a GenBank genome assembly
AUGUUGUCAAGACAGGUUAUCACAGCCUUGCGCAAUGCUAAGGUGAGUAUUUUUUUGAAUUUCUGGUACAUGUUUCGGUUUAAUUUAAUACCUAAAAUAAUCUUUAUGUUUUAUUAAAAUUUUUUUAAAUACAGGUGCCACAAAGCGCAUUCUCUACUUCAUCCAGAGUUUCGGCUGCUGGCGCUGAAGUCUCGAAGAUCCUAGAGGACAAGAUCCUUGGCCAAGAAGGCAAUGUCAAUCUCGAAGAAACCGGUAAAGUAUUGUCUAUUGGUGACGGUAUUGCCCGUGUUUAUGGUUUGAAGAACAUCCAAGCUGAAGAGAUGGUGGAAUUCGACUCUGGCAUGAAGGUAAUAUAUUGAUUUUGUUUUUUACAGAUUUUAGAUAUUAUAUUAGCUCUCUUGAUUAAACAAGUGUAUGCUUUAGGGAAUGGCUCUUAACUUGGAACCUGACAACGUUGGUGUUGUAGUAUUCGGUAACGACAAAGUUAUCCGUGAAGGUGAUGUCGUCAAAAGAACUGGAUCUAUUGUCGACGUCGCUGUCGGACAGGGUCUUCUUGGCCGUGUCGUCGACGCUUUGGGUAACCCUAUCGACGGAAAGGGCCCCGUCCAGGACACCAAGCGUUCUCGUGUAGAAGUUAAGGCUCCAGGUAUUAUCCCUCGUAUUGGUGUACGUGAACCUAUGUUAACUGGUGUUAAGGCCGUCGACAGUUUGGUCCCAAUUGGAAGAGGACAACGUGAAUUGAUCAUUGGUGAUCGUCAAACCGGGUAUGUUUUGUCUAGUCUGCUUUUUUACGAUUUUUACAUUGAGUCUAUUAUUAAUUUUUCUUAUAAUUAUAUUUUUUUUAAUUAAUUUGUUUUUAGAAAGACUGCCAUUGCUAUUGACACCAUCAUCAACCAAAAGCGUUUCAACGAUGCUGGAGACGACAAGAAGAAGUUGUACUGUAUCUACGUCGCUAUUGGCCAAAAGAGGUCUACUGUUGCUCAAAUUGUAAAGCGUUUGACUGAUGCUGACGCCAUGAAGUACACCAUCAUUGUUUCUGCUACCGCUUCAGAUGCCGCUCCACUUCAAUUCUUGGCUCCAUACUCUGGCUGUGCUAUGGGAGAAUACUUCCGUGACAAUGGAAAGCACGCUCUGAUCAUCUACGACGAUUUGUCUAAGCAAGCCGUCGCUUACCGUCAGAUGUCUUUGCUUCUUCGUCGUCCUCCAGGUCGUGAAGCCUACCCUGGUGAUGUCUUCUACCUUCACUCCCGUCUUUUGGAACGUGCCGCCAAGAUGAACGAAACUCACGGUGGUGGAUCUUUGACUGCCCUUCCAGUUAUUGAAACCCAAGCUGGUGAUGUGUCCGCCUAUAUCCCAACCAAUGUAAUUUCUAUUACUGACGGACAGAUCUUCUUGGAAACUGAAUUGUUCUACAAGGGUGUUCGUCCGGCCAUUAACGUCGGUCUGUCUGUAUCCCGUGUAGGAUCUGCUGCCCAAACUAAGGCUAUGAAACAGGUAAGAAUAGAGUACGAUUUUUGAUUCUAUCUGUUUAGGUCGCCGGUUCCAUGAAGCUGGAGUUGGCCCAAUAUCGUGAAGUAGCUGCCUUUGCCCAAUUCGGUUCGGAUUUGGAUGCUGCCACUCAACAACUGUUGAACCGUGGUGUUCGUUUGACCGAGUUGCUCAAACAAGGCCAAUACGUGCCAAUGGCCAUUGAAGAACAAGUAACUGUAAUCUACGCCGGAGUAAAGGGACAUUUGGACAAGCUCGACCCCGCUCACAUCACCAAGUUCGAGAAGGAGUUCUUGACCCACAUCAGAGCUAAUUGCCAAGACCUGCUGAAGACAAUUAGAGAAGAAAGUCAGAUCUCUCCUCAAACCGACGAGAAACUGAAAAGCUUGGUCACUUCAUUCCUUGCUGGUUUCAAAGCUUAG